GUGGAGUCAUCGGACUCCGUGAAAACAACAACAUCACAGGAGCCUUAACCUGCUUCAUCCCGCUGAAACACGGGCGGUUUUACCUGCUGCGUCCCGCUAAAACACCGGAGACCUUACCUGCUUCAUCCCGCUGAAGCACCGGAGGCUUCUCCUGCUUCAUCCCGCUGACACACCGGCCUCCCCUCCGGUGUUUCCCCGGCGGAGGGCGAGCAGCAGCGGGCAGAGAUGUGGAUCCAGCCGGAGGAGGUGCUGCUGGCCGGAGCUCUGUGGGUGUCCGAGCGGGCCAAUCCCUUCUUCAUCCUGCAACGGAGACGGGGCCACGGCCGCGGAGGGGGGCUCUCCGGUCUCCUGGUUGGGACUCUGGAUGUGGUUCUGGACUCCAGUGCCAGAGUGGCUCCGUACAGGAUCCUGCUGCAGACUGCCGACUCUCAGAUCUACUGGAACAUUGCCUGUGGCUCAUCCAGGAAGGAAAUCACGGAGCACUGGGAUUGGCUGGAGUCCAACCUGCUGCAGACCAUCUCUAUAUUUGACAACGAUGAAGACGUCACCACCUUCGUCAAAGGAAAGAUCUGUGGCAUCAUCGCAGAGGAGAACCGGCUGAAGCCGAGCAAUGAGCAGGAGGAGGACAGCGGGAAGUUUCGGGAGGCGGAGCUAAAGAUGAGGAGGCUGUUUGGGAUGCCCGACGAGGAGAAGCUGGUGAAUUAUUACUCGUGCAGCUACUGGAAGGGCCGCGUGCCGCGGCAGGGCUGGCUCUACCUGUCCGUCAACCAUCUGUGCUUCUACUCCUUCCUGCUGGGCAAAGAGGUGACCCUGGUGGUGCAGUGGACCGAGGUGACCCAGCUGGAGAAGAACGCCACGCUGCUGUUUCCAGAGAGCAUUCGUGUGAGCACCCGUCACACCGAACAUUUCUUCUCCAUGUUUCUCAACAUCAACGACACCUUCAAGCUGAUGGAGCAACUCGCCAACAUCGCAAUGCGUCAGCUGCUCGACAACGAGGCGUUCGCCGCCGACCGCUCGCUGCCCAAACCCUGCAAGACGCUGAAGAAUGUCUCAGUGCUGAAGAGGGAUUUGGACGCCCGGGCGAAGAACGAGCGGUACCGGGCCAUGUUCCGGCUGACGCAGGACGAGCGGCUGGACGGACACACAGACUGCACGCUGUGGACGCCAUUUGCCAAGAUGCACGUGGUCGGCCAGCUGUUCAUCUCCAACAACUACAUCUGCUUCAACAGCAAAGAGGAGGAUCUGUGUCAGCUCAUCAUUCCACUGAGAGAGGUGUCCAUUGUGGAGAAGGCGGACAGCAGCAGCGUCCUGCCAUGUCCAGUCUCCAUCAGCACCAAGAACAAGAUGACCUUUUUGUUCGCCAACCUCAAAGACAGAGACUUCUUGGUCCAACGCAUUUCUGACUUCCUGCAGCGGACGCCCGAUAGCUCAUGGGGCGACACCAGCCCGCUGUCUCUGAUUGGACAGUCGGCGUCCUCCAGUGUCCCCUCGUCCUCGUCUGCGGGAUCGGAGUCCGUCCACAAGGGCCGUCAGUACCACUCUGGUCUGCCGACAGCCAGCCAGGGUCUGCUGCAGCUGUACCACCAAGAUGCCCUGGAGGACCUGGGACCCAAAGCUAUGAAGGAGAAGAUGAAGGAGGAGGCGUGGAACAUCCAUUUCUCAGAGUUUGGUCGAGGUGUCUGCAUGUACCGAACCUCCAGAACCAGAGAACUGGUCUUGAACGGGAUCCCUGAACGUCUACGAGGAGAACUGUGGCUGCUGUUCUCUGGAGCGCAGAACGAGAUGGCGUCCCACCCUGGGUACUAUGGCGACCUCGUGGAGCAGGCCAUGGGGCUGUGUUCAUUGGCCACAGAGGAGAUUGAACGCGACCUUCACCGGUCCAUGCCUGAACACCGAGCCUUCCAGAAUGAGAUGGGCAUCGCUGCUCUUCGCCGUGUCCUCACUGCCUACGCCCACCGCAACCCGGGCAUCGGAUACUGCCAGGCGAUGAACAUCGUCACCUCUGUCCUGCUACUCUACUGCACCGAGGAAGAGGCCUUCUGGUUGCUGGUCGCACUGUGUGAGCGCAUGCUGCCCGACUACUACAACACCAGGGUCGUAGGAGCUCUGGUGGAUCAGGGGGUGUUUGAGGAGCUGACCAGGGCCUUCCUGCCCCUACUGUAUGAACACAUGCAGGAGCUGGGCGUCAUCUCCACCAUCAGCCUGUCCUGGUUCCUUACCCUCUUUCUGUCUGUGAUGCCCUUCGACAGCGCCGUCCUACUGGUCGACUGCUUCUUCUACGAAGGCAUUAAAGUCACCUUCCAGGUGGCGCUGGCUGUCCUCCACGACAACAUGGAUGCUCUGCUGGCCUGCAGUGACGAAGGAGAAGCCAUGACCAUUCUGGGCAGGUACCUGGAUAAUGUUGUAAACAAACAGACAGUAGCUCCGCCCAUCCCUCACCUGCAUGCCCUGCUGACGAGCGGAGACGAACCCCCACCUGAGAUCGAUGUCUUCGACCUUAUCAAGUCGUCUUACGAGAAGUUUGGCAGCCUGCGCUCCGAUGUCAUCGAGCAGAUGAGGUUCAAGCAGAGGUUGAAAGUCAUCCAGUCUUUGGAGGACACAGCCAAGAGGAGUGUGGUAAGGGCGAUGAUGACGGAGUCGGCCUUCAGUAUUGAGGAGCUGGAGGAGCUCUACUGUCUCUUUAAGUCCAAACACAUGACAAGCUGUUACUGGGGCUCCACUAGCUCUGCUGCAGAGCGCCAUGAUCCCAGCCUGCCGUACUUGGAGCAGUACCGCAUCGACCCGGUCCAGUUUGCUCAGCUGUUCUCUGCACUCGCUCCCUGGACCUGUGGAGGCCACACAUCCACACUGUCAGCCCGCCUCUUCAGACUCCUGGACCAGAACCAGGACGUGCUGGUCAACUUCAAGGAGUUCAUCACCGGCCUGAGUGGGAUGUAUCACGGUGACAUGACAGAGAAACUCAAGCUGCUCUACAAGCUUCACCUCCCUCCAGCUCUGUGCCCUGAGGAGGCGGAGUCUGCUCUGGAGGCCGCCCACUUCUUCACUGAGGACGAACCACGAGAAUCUUCCUUCCUGUCUGAUCUGGACACUUUGCAGCAGCACGAGGUGACACCAGGUGAGGACGAGAAGGAUGGAGGAGGAGACAAUGAGGAGAAGAAAGAGGUGAAAGACUACAAAUACUACCUGAGGAUGUGGGCCAAAGAGAAGGAGCCCAAGAGAGAGACCAUCAAGGAUCUGCCCAGGAUGAACCAGGAGCAGUUCAUUGAGCUGUGUAAGACUCUGUACAACAUGUUCAGCGAGGAGCCUCUGGAGCAGCAGCUGUACCACUCCAUCGCCACCGUGGCCAGCCUGCUGCUGCGCAUCGGAGAGGUCGGCAAGAAGUUCAACAACGGCGGCAAGAAGACUGAUAUCGCUGCUCAGGCCCCGCCCAUCAACCCUCAGGGAGAGGAGGGGCCUGGUGAGGGGCUGUCGGGUGAGUCUCAGGUGUGCCAGGCUCUGGCCGACGCCCAGCUGGAGCCGGCCGCUCCACAGACGCCCGACGACGAAACCAAAGACGACACAUCUGUGUCGUCGUACUCGGUAGUGAGCUCAGGCUCGCUGCAGUGUGAGGACAUCGCCGACGACACCGUGCUGAUUGGCGGCGGCGAGCAGAGGCGUGGCAGCGUGCUGGAUGUCGAUUGGUCCAUCACCUUCGAGCAGGUUCUGGCGUCAAUGUUGACCGAGCCGCCGCUUGUCGACUAUUUUGAGAAAAAGAGGGACAUCCAGGCCAAGAUGGCAGCCUGUAAGGCUCAGCGAGCAGUGGAGCGUCAGACAAGCUCCACCUCCGAUCACGAACUCACUCAGCAUUCCACCUGAUCACCUGACUCCUCUGUACCCGGAUCAUCUGGUCACCUGACUC
Stegastes partitus (bicolor damselfish) is the source of this 3898-nucleotide messenger RNA. It is a transcript of the gene tbc1d9b, whose product is annotated as TBC1 domain family member 9b. NCBI's taxonomy places the organism in Eukaryota, Metazoa, Chordata, Actinopteri, Pomacentridae. Bases 226 to 3855 code for a protein of 1209 amino acids. The transcript has 23 exons. The record is from RefSeq and is a predicted model, not a curated record.